Molecule: messenger RNA, 636 nt
Organism: Magallana angulata
Lineage: Eukaryota; Metazoa; Mollusca; Bivalvia; Ostreida; Ostreidae
Exons: 2
Coding region: 118-636 (172 amino acids)
Source: RefSeq, a predicted model, not a curated record
UCAGAAUAAGGGACAAACGGUCACUUGUGUCGAAAACACGAGAUCACGUUCCAUUUACUAUAAAAGACACCGAGGACUAUCGAAUGACACUCAGCUCUUUGCAGUGACUGCUUAAGGAUGGCUAACUUUUCUGCUGUUGUCUGUUUGGUCGCCAUGGUUGUUGGUGCCAACGCAUUUGGAUAUGUUCCUAUUAAUGUCGGAAAAUACGUCAACGGUGGAAACAAUGGCGGAAAUAAUGGUGGAAACAAUGGCGGCGGCGGGUGCAUGCCGGGUAUGAAUGGAUGUAGCAACAUGAACACCAAUGGGAACAACGUGAACAGGAUGGCAAUGAUGACCAACAUAAUGAACAUGAUGAAAAAUAGUAACAUGAUGCCAAAUCCUGGACCCACUUAUCCAAUGCCAAACCCAGGACCCACUUACCCUAUGCCAAAUCCAGGGCCAAUCUACCCUAUGCCAAAUCCAGGACCAACCUACCCUAUGCCAAAUCCAGGACCUACUUAUCCAAUGCCAAACCCAGGACCUACUUAUCCUAUGCCAAACCCUGGACCUACUUAUCCUAUGCCAAACCCAGGACCUACUUAUCCUAUGCCCAUGAAGCCAAUGAUGCCUGACUAUCCAAUGCCAAGUAAGUAUUGA